Melampsora larici-populina 98AG31 is the source of this 1662-nucleotide messenger RNA. RefSeq lists its product as uncharacterized. Gene Ontology annotation, cellular component: ESCRT III complex; multivesicular body. The transcript has 5 exons. Gene Ontology annotation, biological process: vesicle budding from membrane; late endosome to vacuole transport via multivesicular body sorting pathway. The record is from RefSeq and is a predicted model, not a curated record. Bases 7 to 1467 code for a protein of 486 amino acids. Lineage: Eukaryota; Fungi; Basidiomycota; Pucciniomycetes; Pucciniales; Melampsoraceae.
AUCGAAAUGUUAUCAUCGACUUCCACUUCAAGUUCUCCAACUGAUUUCGAAUCACUUCAAGAUUACUUAUCAACUUUAAAUGAAUUCCAAUCGAUUGAUAGAACAGAAUCACUUUAUUCUGAUUUCUCAACUUCAAGUCAAUCGAAUCCAGCUGGCUAUUCCAUCAAUCUAACCACUUGGUCAAACAUCAUCUAUCAAUUCCUUCGUUUAGGUUUACAAUCCAUUCAAUCAAGUCAAUCCACUGAUCGAUUAGUCUUACAUGUCAACGAUCGUCUACUUGAUGAUUUCAAAAGACCUGGCAUAGGAAGACCUUUUGGACUUUAUAUUCCAAUCUCUUCACUUUCGAAUCAUGAACCCAUCACCCUUUUUCGUUUAUCUGACUUUAUGUCCCUCAAUCGUCCUAUUCAGACAACUUCUUCUUUACCUUAUUCAAUCCUUUCAACUGUUUUGAAAUCUUUAUUACAUACCGUCACAGGAUCUUAUUUUGAUCCUGAUCAAAGAUUACAACAACUUGAUCUAAAUCAACGUUGGGAAACUGUCAAAUCAGAUUGGGUUCAUUUACAACUAGUUUCAGAAGCUGCUGAUUUAGUUAUAGAACGUUAUAAAACUACAUCAGCUACUUUUUCACAACUUGAUCGACUUUUCACACUUGAUCAAUUCAAACUCGAAUUCACUUCAAAUCUAUUCAAUCAAUCCAAGAAGAACUCAACAUUUUCUUUAACUGAUACCACCAUCUUAUUAAAAUAUUUACAUCGAGAUCGUCGUGUUUUAGUAUUUGAUGGUCAAAUUAUUAAAUUUUUAUCACCUGAAUACCUUACAUCAAAUGGUUAUGCAACCAUCACACCACCAAGUUUAACAGAAACAGAUACAGGUAUAAUUUCAGUACGAGAAACUUUAAAUCGACUCAACCAACAAAUCUCAUCGAUCGAAAAACGUAUUCAACAACAGACAGAUCAAGCUAAACAAUAUCUUACAAACUCUCGUAAAGAAUUAGCUAGUUCUUGUUUAAGAAUCCGAAAAUCAUUAAACGAAUUACUUACACGUAGAUUAGCAACGCUUGAUACACUUCAAUCAGUAUACAUGAAGAUCGAACAAGCCAGUUCAGAUGUCGAAAUCAUGACAGCAUAUGAAAAAUCAUCAAGUACACUUAAAUCAUUACUUUCUAAUCCUAAACUCAAACUAGAAAAUGUAGAAAGAACUGUCGAAGAUUUACAAAGUUUAGUUUUAAAUGAAAAUGAGAUCAAUGAAGUGAUCAAUGGAGAAAUGAACAAUGAAAUCAAUGAAGAUGAAAUUCAAAUCGAACUAGAAAACUUGGUGAACUUAGAAACAAAAGGAAAUGAAGUUGAAGAGAUGAAGACUUUAGAGGAAAGGAUGAAAUCGUUAAGUGUACCUGAAGUUAUGGAAGAUCAGAGUAGUCCGAUUAAACAAACAGAGUCUAGAAGCGAAAAGGUCUUGAUUGAAUCAUAAGAGGUUUUCUAGGUUUAGUGAUUUGUUUAGGUGUUUUGGGGCUUAAGACAUUUAAAGGUGAUGGAAUGAUCAUCAAUACCGCAUGGUCCACAGUGUAUUUUGUACGUUAUUAUAUGAUGAUUGUGAAGCUCAAGAUCUCAUUGUUAUGUAGUGAGUCUUGAAAUCAGAUUGGAGCAUGGAGCACUAUAAAUCUUU